Schistocerca gregaria is the source of this 2677-nucleotide messenger RNA. RefSeq names its product gastrulation defective protein 1 homolog. Bases 274 to 2265 code for a protein of 663 amino acids. Lineage: Eukaryota; Metazoa; Arthropoda; Insecta; Orthoptera; Acrididae. Gene Ontology annotation, biological process: regulation of DNA double-strand break processing. The record is from RefSeq and is a predicted model, not a curated record. Gene Ontology annotation, cellular component: site of double-strand break; nucleus. The transcript has a single exon. Gene Ontology annotation, molecular function: protein binding.
ACUUCAAUGACUCAUGCACUUGCACACACCCUGGUGUCAUCUGCAGUUCGAGGUCACUUAUAUCGAUCAAGUGUGUCUCGAUAUCGGUGUGAUCGAAUAUCGAAACUUUGUUGAUAUUUUUUAGGACUAGUAAUGUGGAGAGUGUAAUACAGCGACGUGUUUUGUGUCAUGUGUGUAAUGUGUGUUUUGAUUUGUGUUCAUAUUGAGAUGAACUAUCUCAUGUAAGCUACCUGAGUUAUACAAAUAAAAAACUCAUUUUGCAAUAGCAUCAAAAUGAAGAGAAGCAAAGCUAUAAUAUUCGGAAAAAUAAACGCUGAUUGUUUACGAAAUCCAGCCGAAGAAACCAGUGCCGUAAAGACAGUGGGCACUUUCGGUACCUUUGGUAGCAACCAGAAAAACGAUACAACAAAAGAUGAGGAAUACAAAGACACGGAGGCGAAAGGUAUUUACGAAGUUAUGGGUUUCGGUGGUUUUGGAAAAAAGUCCAAGCAGUUCGACAUCGAGGAGAUGGUCACUGAAGCAACGGAGACUGCUAGAAUAAGACACAAAGAUGCACUUGAGAAAACUACUGACAAACUGAAGCCACUUUCUCUGUCAAAUGAUCCGUCAGUUCCUUCGCCUAACGACAGUUCCGACAGUGAAUCGAAUGAAGAGGACUUAAUUGGACCUCCGGUGCCAAAAGAUCUGUCAUCCACGCAGGAUGAUAGAACUGAAAAAUUAGGAGUGGACCCCAGUGCCGAAAGAAAUCAUGCCGUAGACAGUAGUGAUGAAGACAAUAGCGAUGACGAGCAAGAUCUUACAAAAAGUAUACCAAUGAGCCAUGAAGUAGAAAUGCUGCAUGGUUCAAAAGCUGUCACAUCUGUAGCGGCUGAUCCGGCUGGUGCCAGGUUAGCUACCGGUUCCAUCGACUAUGAAAUAAGGUUCUGGGAUUUUGCUGGCAUGGACGCUUCUUUGCAAAGUUUCCGAACUUUACAGCCAUGUGAAAAUCAUCCAAUUCUUAGUUUACAGUACUCCAUCACUGGUGAUGUUAUUUUAGUAGUGUCAAGUUCAUCACAGGCGAAGGUACUGGAUAGAGAUGGAUUCGAAGUUCUAGAAUGUGUCAAAGGAGAUCAGUAUAUAAGCGAUAUGGCGAGAACAAAAGGCCAUACAGCUUCUCUGAAUGGUGGCUGCUGGCAUCCAAAAGUAAGGGAAGAAUUUUUGACCUGUUCUCAAGAUAGUACCUUACGUCUUUGGGACAUUGAGAAACCAAACCUCCACAAAAGUUUAAUAAAGUGCCGAGCACAGAAUGGACUGAAAACUGCACCAACUGCAUGUGCUUAUAACCGUGACGGAUAUUUGAUUGCUGCUGGUUGUAUUGAUGGGUCAUUGCAGAUGUGGGAUCACCGGAAAAUGUUUGUCAACACAACAUUAAUGCUCCGUGGGGCUCAUCAGAAUGGUUCAGAAAUAUCAUGCAUUUGCUUUUCAUAUUUAGGAAAUUCAUUGGCCACUCGCAGUUGUGAUGAUACCAUGAAAUUGUGGGAUAUUCGUGCCUUCAAAAAGCCUCUUACUGUUUUUGAAGACUUGUUUUCCCGCUAUCCAACAACAGACUGUAUGUUUAGUCCUGACGAUCGUAUGCUGAUAACUGGAGAAAAUAUGAAAAAAGACAGUACAUCGGGAAGGCUGCUUUUUUAUGAUACUUCUUCAUUUACAAAAGUUAAUGAAAUCUCUGUGACAGAUUCUCAUGUGAUAAGAACACUCUGGCAUCCAAAGCUAAAUCAGAUAUUUGUUGGCUGCGGUAAUGGGACUGUGAAAGUUUACUAUGAUGAAAAGCGCAGCCUUAGGGGCGCUAAGUUAUGUGUAGUUAAAACGCACAGAAAAGUGAAACAAGUUGGUGUUGUUGCUGCUCAGCAGAUAUUGACACCCCAUGCAUUACCCAUGUUCCGACAAGAAAAGCCAAAGUCAAUAAGAAAACAAAUGGAAAAGGACAGGCAUGAUCCUGUGAAGUCGAGGAGGCCUGAUCUGCCCAUUUCUUCUGGACAAGGUGGCCGUGUCGCACAGUCAGGUGGUACUCUUAGUUCAUAUGUUAUACGCAAUCUAGGUUUAAGCAAACGUGUGGAAGAUGACCAGGAUCCACGAGAAGCCAUACUUCGCUUUGCUAAAGAGGCUGCAGAGAAUCCUUAUUGGGUUUCUCCAGCUUACUCAAAGACACAGCCAAAGCCUAUUUUUCAGACUGAUGAGGAUGAUGAAACAGAGGAAUCUGCAUCAAAGAAACAAAAGACAGAGUAAAUGAUUUAUCAUCAUAUGUUGUCAGUGAGAUGUUUAUGUAAGGUGGUAGCACUUGUGACUGCGUGUACUAUACGUUGAAGCUUUUCAUGAUGAACUGCCACCAUUGUUAAUUUUUGUGGCACAAUAUUAUUUGUGGGUGAGUUACCACAUCAUAUUUCUCAGAAAAUAAUUCUUUAUUGAGAAGGAAGAGUUUUAUGAAAGCAACUAGCAGAUUAUAUCAAAUCUUACAUGCCUCCACUUCAAAAUAGCUUUUGUAAAUAUGUUAUGACAGUUCAUUGUACUCAUAAUCUUGUAAUAUUGUUGUAUUUACGCAUAUAAGUUUAAUUAUAAAUGUACUUUGUAUGAUGAAAUAUUGGCUGUUAACAUAUUAUUGUGCUACUAUAAAAGAAAAAUAAUAAAUACAUAGCCAGUU